AUGGCGGCAACCCCUCAGGGAACCCGCGAGUUACAAACAGAGCUGGAUCCCGAGUUGCUGAGAGGGGUUCCUUUGCCUGUUUGCCUCAGCGGCUGGGCCAAGCAUUUCGUGCCGCCGGACCCUGGGAUGUUCAACGUGGAUCACGGGGACUACGCUCUCAGCCGAGCCACCGACUCCUACGACGAGUUCCUGAGCCACGACUGGGCGACCCCAAGGCUGCUGAAGCUGGUGUCCAUGUUGAUCAUCUAUAACAGUAGCGCCGCUGCUGGCUUUUGUUUGCUGGCGAGUGUUUUAUGUGGCGUGCUGCAAGCAAGCGGCGUGCUGCCCGUGGAUUGGUGGACGCUUCUUCUUUUGCACGCAUCCUUCUGGAUAGUGCUUCUGUUCUGGCAGCGUUUGCGAGGCAUAUUUCUGAAGCCUGCAACUAUCUUCCUGGAUCGACUUUGCAUCGCACAGCAUGACGAAGAGCUGAAGCAGAAAGGGAUUCUGGGCCUGGCAGGCUUUCUAGACAGAUCCCGACAGCUCACCAUUCUUUGGUCUCAUAGAUACUUUUCGAGAAUCUGGUGUACCUAUGAGGUAGCCACAUUCCUCCGGGACGCAAAAAAACAGAAGCCGAUUCUGGUGAUGCCUGUAAAGAUCGCUUUGAUCCUUUUCCUUUUCGGCCUGAGUGAGCACAUCAUCAUGUAUUGGUAUGUGCAAGCCUCAAGCAUCAUGGCACGUGAUGUCGCAGACAUCGACCUGGGCAAUCUGUGGACACUCUUCCUGACCUUCGCACCUAUAUUGGCCCUGACGGUUCCGGGGGUCUUCUACAUAGCUCUGGGUGUGAUGCAGGAGCUACAGGAGCUGCCACAACAGCUGGCUAAUUUCAGCGUCCAGAGCGCGCAGUGCUUCUGCUGCUCCAAUGACCACAAGCAUCCACAGACUGGGGAAGCCAUACCUUGCGACCGUGAAUUGAUCUUCGGCAUGCUGAAGCGAUGGUAUGGGAAUCCUCAUGGGAAGGCCGACGAACAUCUGCAACUCUUCGACCGACAGGUGAAGGAGGGCCUGGCGCCCACCGUCAUGCGGAGCUUGGGGCGAGGUUGGCUGCCGCUUCGGUACAUUCUUGCCAUGGUUUGCGUCUCCGCUGUGCCGUCGCUUUCUCGAACCAUAGCGGUCCUGGCAGUAGGACCUCCGCAAGCUUUGGCGGGAUAUUCAUCGCUUGUGUGGAGACUGCGUGUGUGUAUGGACUAUGGCAUGGCCUGCGUGCUUACAUUCUCUUGGGUGCAGGUAGGCCUGUAUGUUCUUCACUACGCUGGAUCACGGGUGAAGCAGCAGAACCGUUGGUUUUAUGCGGUCGUCUUGUGGGUGCCUGCUUGCCUUCCCCUGUCCGUUGAAUGGUUUAGCUUUCAGCUGUCGAUGAUUCACACGGCCGAUGAUAGCCUGAUUCCCCUGAUACCCUUCCUCACAUGGACAGGGUUGCACAUUUUGCUCCUGCGAUUUUCGGAUGGACCCGCUGGGCAUGUACAGUUUGCCGGUGCUGUACCAGACAAACCCGAGCCUCUCUUCCAAGAAGCGACGCUUGAGGUCGUUGUCGAUGAACAGAGCACUUCUGACUCCAUCUCUGUUUUCUCUACCUGA
Molecule: messenger RNA, 1614 nt
Organism: Symbiodinium necroappetens
Lineage: Eukaryota; Dinophyceae; Suessiales; Symbiodiniaceae
Source: the annotation of a GenBank genome assembly